GAAGGCAGGAUAGAUAAAAAGACAAAUGAGAAGAGCCCUUGCGCUUCUCCGGUCUCUCCGAGAGGGGCGUGGUCAAAUCAAAUUAGUCUUCUUGACGGAAGAGGGUGUGUUUUCCCGAUUGUGAGGUGGAAGUUUACGAAAUAGCUUUGUAACCGAACCCGAACAUACAGAGUUCAAGAUUAUUUGGCUGACACAUUAUGGACGAAAAGGAAGAUUUUGUGGUGAUUGACCCUCAGAUUCCUGAGGAGGGCCCAUCUGCGCCCCCACCUGGCUGGUUGGACUGUGUUUCAGGUUACGAAAGCUCCAAAGGAGGAGAGGAUCCUUAUGAGAAUUACCAUCCUCCACCUCCAUACGCUCCACCAGACAGCAGUCAGAGUUCUCAUGUCCCCAAUGUGAGGGAGCCAACAGUAUCAGAGGACGUGGCCCGCGAGGCUCUCCUUAAGUAUGUGGAGAGUAAGUGGAGCUUCAGCAGCAAGCCUGCCAAAAACCUGGUCUUCAAGGACCUCAAGCCUAUAACAGUAUACCGGUACCGUUUGGAGACAUACACAGAGUCAAGAUCGAGCAACUGGGACUCAGAGCCAUUUAGAGGUCAGUUUGUGGAUGGGCCAGAAAUGGGCUUGAGCCCACCGCCAUGGGAGGUUCCGGUGCCGUAUCCUGGGAAAUAUACGGACGUCACCUAUCGAGUCCGGGUGCCACACUCCUGUGUGGUCAAGCCGUGCCAUCAAUGUCAGAGCAUGGGAAAUGUGCGCUGCUCAAAGUGCUUCUCCAGGGGACACUCGCGCUGCUCCCAUUGUUUCGGGCGUGGUCACAAAGGUGCUGGCAAGAACAGAAGAAGGUGUACUCUCUGCCAUGGCCGUGGAGUCAGAAGAUGUAUUACCUGUCAUGGUCGUGGUAUUAGAGUGUGUCCAUCUUGCGAAGGGCAAAGGAACCUUUUUCACUUCCUCCAGCUGACUGUUGUAUGGAAGAACAAUAUAAUGGCGUACAUUCCUCCCGACAAGGUGCCUGAGUUUCCAAUGGCAAAGUUUGAGAAAGUGUCCGGUGAUGCCUUUUUUGAGGAUGAAAACCUUUUGGUCUACCCCAUCGUGGGCUUCCCAGAUCAGGAGAUCUGUGCUAUGUCCAAGAAAGGGAUUGAGGAGCACAUAGCCAAGUUCUCCUCCAACUGUCGCAUCCUGCAGCAGCGGCAGGCCAUAGAGUUGGUUCCCGUCACCCAUGCCUUCUACAACUACCAUGGGAAGGUCUACGAGUACUUUGUCUAUGGAAAGGAGAACAAAGUUUUCAUACCGAAAUACCCUUCUGCUUGCACAAUAUUAUAGUGGAAAUAAUGGCUACAUGUUUCUGUGAUGAACUCUAUGAACUCUCAAUGUAGGCGCAUGCGAUUGGAGGGGAUUGGAAUGUGGAGAGUGUAAACGAGACCAAGAACCAAUUCCAGAUCUUUUUGUAAAUCUUCAUUUGAAGUGUGUCCCAUGUAGCCUUACCAGACCAUCCCAAAGAGAAUCGGGACACCAGGUUGUUUACAAGCCCGUUUCCAACAACGUUGAGAUGCUGUGUAAAGUAAUGUUCACCGUUCUAUAUUUGCAGAAAGAGAAGCAAACAGAAAUCAUGUUUGGGCGAGGUCUCUAGCCAGGGUCAUGGGAGUGCUUUGCAGGGAUUGUGCUGGAAUCUACUGCGCUAGAAAGAGUCAAACAGGAUCCCUGCGUACACCCCUACGUUAUUCCUUUUUUUUUUAAGUAUAUUUUUUUGGGGGUUUUUUGCCUUUAGUCAGAUAGGAGAGUAGAGAGAGACAGGAAGCGAGUGGGGGAGAGAGAUGGGGUGGGAUCCCGAAGGGACCAUGGGGCAGGAAUCGUACCCGGGUCGCCGACGUGCAGUGCGGGUGCCCCAGCCAGUCGCGUCGCGGCUGGGGCCUCCUAUGCUAUUCCUAACCAUAUGCUGCUCUUUGAACCGGCAGGCAGGAAUAACUUGCCUCGUAAGAGUGAUGCUGUAGGCCUGGCAAAUUUCAUCAGGCUCCUCCAGAACAUCCAUUUAAAAUGCCAUUAGAAACAGAAUGCUAUAAUUUGCAAAUCACGUAAAUUCGAUUUGAUUGAGCAUAGUGCAUAGUGCAGUAGUUGGAAUGUUGGAAUCAAUGGAAUCUACACGUAUCGUUUGUUGGAGAGUACAUGCUCAUUUUGAAUUAGUUGAUGCACAACGCCUUCCAAAAACUUUGGGACUGGGGCAUGUUUAUGACUGUGUUGCCUCACCUUUGAUCCCCUUUAUGAUGUGUUGCUGGCAUCAUAUUCAAAAUCAGUGUAUAUUUUUCGGUUACGGUUAUGCUAUUUGGCAGACAGAUAUUUCAUGAGUUUAUGAGAAUUGAAGAUGAUCAUAUUCUGUUUUUAUUUACACAGCAUCCCAACUUUUAAGGAAAUGUUUUUUUUAUAUAUUUUCAUAUAUAUUUUACUGACACAUUUUAUGUAAAACAAUUUAGAAGUGAAGAAUAAUAUGCAAGCUACAGUAUAUGAGACAUUAGAGUAACAAUGAAUACUACCUUAAACAAUAAUAAGUGCAGCUAACUACCUGUUCGUUAUAUUGUACCUGUGUGCCUAGGAUUUUAUAUUGCCUGUUGUUUUACCUCUGAAGUAAAUGGAAAUUGGGUAUACUCAUAGACUACUCAUGUUGAGGAAUGGAAAUGUAACUUCUCACAAAUUCUAUCCUUGUACUGUAUUUACUUGUAUGUAGGAACCGUUAUAUCUCAUCCAAAGUUCUAUCAUUUUGAAAAAACGGUUUACUUUUGUAUUAUUUUACACCCUAUAAACAGUAUACUUUAAAUAACAUAUUGAAAUAGGAUUACUAAUUGAAACGCUUCUGUUGAGUUUUAUGUUUGUCUCUUAGGUCUAUCUACAUUUGUGAUGUCCAUUUGGUAUCUAAAUAUAUUUCUCUCUGGAGGAGCAUCAUUGAAAAAAUCUCAAGCUCAGAGGCCUACAGUACAUUUCAUAUCUACUCACAAGAAU
Molecule: messenger RNA, 2981 nt
Organism: Sardina pilchardus (European sardine)
Lineage: Eukaryota; Metazoa; Chordata; Actinopteri; Clupeiformes; Clupeidae
Gene: ssuh2.1
Product: ssu-2 homolog, tandem duplicate 1
Exons: 12
Coding region: 198-1313 (371 amino acids)
Source: RefSeq, a predicted model, not a curated record